AUGGGGACCUGCCGUCAUGCUGUCUGCCUCAGCCUCAGCCAUCUCGGGCAUCUCGGCUUUGUGAUGCUGGUGCUGGCAGCAGCGCUGGUGCAGUUUAUCCUCUCUGACGACGACUUCAAGGACGGGACGAGCCCGGAGGCGGACCCUCCCAGGCCUGCAGCGGUCGACAUGCCGCCGAGCAGCUACUUGAGCGGAGGCUUCGACCGACGGAAGAUGCUGCAGCCGAGCUUCGGGCAGACGUUCAAGGCGAAGCGAGUGGGAGCAUGUCAGGAGGAGUAG
Molecule: messenger RNA, 279 nt
Organism: Guillardia theta CCMP2712
Lineage: Eukaryota; Cryptophyceae; Pyrenomonadales; Geminigeraceae
Exons: 1
Coding region: 1-279 (92 amino acids)
Source: RefSeq, a predicted model, not a curated record